This is a messenger RNA of Oncorhynchus keta (chum salmon), 1265 nucleotides long. Its product is annotated as glycine and tyrosine-rich protein-like. Bases 381 to 1124 code for a protein of 247 amino acids. Lineage: Eukaryota; Metazoa; Chordata; Actinopteri; Salmoniformes; Salmonidae. The transcript is spliced from 3 exons. The record is from RefSeq and is a predicted model, not a curated record.
GUGUGGUUUAUGUUAGUGCGUCGGUAUGGAUUUGAAUUUCUUAUUUCUGAGAGCACCAUCAAAUCAGAAGCCUUGGUCUAUUAUUGCUCUCUGAUGAAUUGAAUCAACUCAAUAGAGAGUCAACUAAAUAGGGAAUGAUCCUCUCGGGGUCUGUUUGCUAUGGUGGAGUUUGAAAUAGCUGCAGGUGUUGUCUGGAAUCCAUCCGCUCUCGCUACUUCUAACAUUGGAAACGGCGCCAGUGGUCAACAAGGGAUGUAAAUCAGGGUGGCAGUGGCCUGCAGUACAGAAGGCUUUCUAGUCGUUAACCUGUGGCUGUUGCUUGUUCAAAGGACUGAACUAGGCCUUACCUGCCAAGCACCCAGGGGUUCAGACUGAAAGGUAUGGAGCCAAGCACCCAGGGGUUCAGACUGAAAGGUUUGGAGCCAAGCACCCAGGGGUUCAGACUGAAAGGUAUGGAGCCAAGCACCCAGGGGUUCAGACUGAAAGGUUUGGAGCCAAGCACCCAGGGGUUCAGACUGAAAGGUAUGGAGCCAAGCACCCAGGGGUUCAGACUGAAAGGUAUGGAGCCAAGCACCCAGGGGUUCAGACUGAAAGGUUUGGAGCCAAGCACCCAGGGGUUCAGACUGAAAGGUUUGGAGCCAAGCACCCAGGGGUUCAGACUGAAAGGUUUGGAGCCAAGCACCCAGGGGUUCAGACUGAAAGGUUUGGAGCCAAGCACCCAGGGGUUCAGACUGAAAGGUUUGGAGCCAAGCACCCAGGGGUUCAGACUGAAAGGUUUGGAGCCAAGCACCCAGGGGUUCAGACUGAAAGGUUUGGAGCCAAGCACCCAGGGGUUCAGACUGAAAGGUUUGGAGCCAAGCACCCAGGGGUUCAGACUGAAAGGUUUGGAGCCAAGCACCCAGGGGUUCAGACUGAAAGGUUUGGAGCCAAGCACCCAGGGGUUCAGACUGAAAGGUUUGGAGCCAAGCACCCAGGGGUUCAGACUGAAAGGUUUGGAGCCAAGCACUACUGAACUACCAACAGCUGCGUUCACUUUGAGUUCUUUCUUUCUUUCUCUUUGUCACACUGUGUGUCAGCGUAAACCCAACCGUGUCCAGAGAAGACAUGAGGAAGUGUAUAUUUGACACCCUGACAUUAGCGGUGGCUAAGCUUUGGACUGAUCAAGUGAAAUAUCAUCGGGGGAGGAUUUGUGUAACGUUAUCGGUCAUUCGAUGGCCUUGCCUUGUCAGACUUGGUUUUGAAAGAUUUCUAUAAUAUUAUAAUUC